Molecule: messenger RNA, 1608 nt
Organism: Entamoeba dispar SAW760
Lineage: Eukaryota; Evosea; Mastigamoebida; Endamoebidae
Product: sentrin/sumo-specific protease, putative
Exons: 1
Coding region: 1-1608 (535 amino acids)
Biological process (GO): proteolysis
Molecular function (GO): cysteine-type peptidase activity
Source: RefSeq, a predicted model, not a curated record
AUGAGUAAACCUCUCCCUAUGACACCAAAUACUGUUCCAAGAAGAUUAAUAAAACAUAAAAUUGUCGAUGUAAAAACAAAUAUAUGUCUUGGUUUUAAAGAAAAUUUACCAAUAUUAGCGACUCAUCUUUCUCUUCGAGUUAAUAAAAUCAAAAUUGAUAUAAAAGGAAGAAAGUCACUUAAAUUUGAAAAAAAAGAACUUAGAAGUGUUGCUUAUCAAAAGUUACGUGAAUCAGACAAUUUUAUUAUUCUUGAAUUACAAUUUACAGAAACAUAUGUUUUUCUUAUUCAUUUAAAUCUACCACUAACAUUAAAACAAAUAUUAGAAGUUAUUCAAGCAAAACAACCAUUUGUUGAUGAUAUUAAUGUAAAAACAAAAUCCUUUGAAGAUCAAAUAAGAAUUUGGAGAAACAUUGGAAGAUAUAUGGAAAAAUAUUUUGAAUAUAAAAAAAUAAAUAACACGAAACAAAAGGUUAUUGAAAGUAUAGUACAACUUCCAGUUAAUAAUAAUUUAAUAACUUCUCAACAAGAAGUAGAAAAAUUAGAAAUAAAAAAAGAAGAAAAUAAAAUAAAUGAUGCUUGGACCAAAAUAUUUGAAGAACAAGAUGUUCAUACAGUUCAAAGACAAGAAAGAAAUAAUGACUUCCAACCAAUAGCUAAAAGAGAAAAUUUAAAAGAUGUAAAUAAAGAAAAAGAAGAAGAAAUUGAUUUAGAAAAAGAUGUUGUAAUAGAAACAAAAAAAAAGAAAGAACAAAUAGCAAUAGAUCUAGAGAAAGAUGAAUGUAUAGGAAAAGAAAAACCAAUUAUUUUAGAAGAUGAUGGAAAUUCAAUAAAAGAAACUGAAGUUUAUUUUUAUGAAAGUGAUGGAAAAGAUUAUACAUUAGAGAUGAGUGAUUUAGAAGUGUUAAAUGGUAUAGAAAUGAUUAAUGAUGGAAUUAUAGAUUUUUAUAUGAAAUAUAUUGAAGAUAAAGAAAUGGAUCAAAAAUAUAAAGGAAAAAUGUUAUUUAUGAGUCCAUUUUUUCUUAAUAAAUUACAGUCAUAUUUUAGUUUACAAGAAUAUCAAUCAGAACAUCAAAAUAUUAAAAGAGAAGAAUUACUUGAAAAAUGGAGACAAUUACAGUCAUGGUUAAAAGGAAAAAAUAUAUUUGAAUAUAAUUAUAUCUUUCUUCCUUUUCAUCAAAAUUCACAUUUUUCAUUAAUUGUUAUUUGUUUUGAUAAAACUUCAGGAUUUUCUGAUUUAAAUGAAAUUGAUACAAAACAAAGUCUUGAAGAAGCACCAUGUUAUAUUUCAAUAGAUUCACUUCACUCAGAAUUUAUGGAAGAUAGAUUAAAGACAGAAAUUAAUUUAUUUAUUGAAGAAGAGUAUUUUAAAAAUUAUAAAGAAUGUAUAGAUGCAUCAGAUAUAAUGAAAGAAUAUAAAAUUAAUACAGUUAAACAAAAGAAUUGUGUUGAUUGUGGAUGUUAUAUGUUAUAUUAUAUUAGAAAAAUAGCAAGUCAACCUAAACGAACAUUAAAAGAAUUUCAAAAUGUUUUUAAUGAAAAAGAAGCCGAAGAAGAAAGAAAAAGGAUUGGUCAAAUUAUUUCUGGUUUAAAUAAAAAACAGAUUUAA